AUGGCGGAGGGCAGGUCCCACUCCAGGCGGUCCUUCCGUCAUCGCUUCCCAACAUACUCUCCCGAUCCUCCGACCGAAGCCCCAGACGCUGCGCAGGACGCUCCUCACUCCCACUUCCUCCCUACCAUCGAUAUUCCUACGCAGCAUUCUUCCCAAACGAAACCAUCUGAACAGGCUACUACAUCUCUCGCUGGUACCGACGACUCGUUGACCGAGGACGACGCUCAGAUGAAGGGCAGGAAACCCGCCAUCGCUGCUGCGGGUACCUUCUUCGGCUUGUUCUCGUUCUCGCAACUAUACCAAAACGUUCUUUUCGAAAGCUUGACCCCCUCGAGCGAACGCGCAGACGAAGCAGCCUGGGUCGCGUCGUCACAAUCAUGGGUAGACCGGAAGGCUUGCAAUUGGUUCGGCAUGUGUGGCCUGGCGCAUCUGAACAAGGCGCAAUGGACUACACAGACUGUGAAAGCUCAGAGCCAAAGGACAACAGAAAACGGAAACGAAGCCAAGAUUAACUUGACCGACUUCUGGAAUGACGCGCGAAACAUUCCAGCUGAUUACAAACCGUCGGAGCAACUCGAGAUACCGCAAUACGUGAUAGACCACGCGCCGCUCAUCCACCUCUUCUCGGGAGAAGAGUACUGGCCAGGCGACAUGGCAGAACACUUGAUACACACAACACCGCAUCUGAACUAUACGCCUCUGCAAGCAUCUAGCGACCACCCGAACAUUAGUGAUCUUGGUGACCUUAACAAGUGGGGACGGUUCGUGUACCUCCAGAGCGAUGACAACGUCGAGGACCGCCCGUCCUGGCUGGGUGCGGAUUACAACAUACCCAACGCGCCGAAUGAUGGAAAUGACGACGAAGACGAUGACGACAAAGAGUAUCACAAAGUGCCUGGACACCUCACGGAGGACAAGAAUGGCGAAAAGUCAAGCUGGUGGCAUGUCGGUGCUGGCGAUACUAGGGAUCGAGGUGGCAUCCGGCCAGAUCCCACAGCUUCCGGUCUACCAGUGCCUUCGGAAUUGCCCGAAGGCGAAGAGCUCAUUGAUGACGAUGAUAAACACUGGCGAUCAGAGCUGCGUUAUGCUCGACGCAGCUUCACUGGCAAGAAAGUCGUCGGUGGUCGAAGUGAUGCACCUGUGCCGUUGGUUGUUGUAGACAAGGGCGAUGGUGUGGUGGACGCUUUCUGGUUUUUCUUCUACAGCUACAAUCUUGGUAACGCUGUCUUCAACAUUCGUUUCGGCAAUCACGUUGGCGACUGGGAACAUACUGUGGUCAGGUUCCAGCAUGGCGAGCCCAAAGCGGUGUUCUUUAGUGAACACAGCUUUGGAGAAGCGUACACCUGGGACGCUGUAGAGAAGAGUGGACAGAGGCCCAUUGGCUUUUCUGCUACCGGUACCCACGCCAUGUACGCUACGGAAGGUGUACAUCCAUACGUCUUGCCUGGUGGCAUUCUCCACGACGUAACGGAUCGGGGCCCUCUCUGGGAUCCUGUCAUGAACAUGUAUUCAUACAAGUACGACUACCGGUCCGACCGCCUUGUCGCGUCGAACCUCAACCCGCGCGCACCUACCUCAUGGUUCUACUUUGGUGGCCACUGGGGCGAUAAGUUCUACCCACUUAGCGACCCUCGACAAUACCGCUUCUUGGGCCAGUACCAUUACGUCAAUGGACCACUUGGCCCCCGCUUCAAGAAUCUAGGGCGGCAAGAAAUUUGUCAGGGCAACGGGGAAUGUGUGCUUAAGGGACGUCCUGGAGAGAAAUCUAGGAUCACAAAGAGGUGGGUGAACAUCGGCGAGGGCGAAGAGAUGAAUGAGGAAGACGCAAAACGCGUCUUCGGCACAGAGUAA
This is a messenger RNA of Alternaria ventricosa, 1851 nucleotides long. RefSeq lists its product as uncharacterized. The record is from RefSeq and is a predicted model, not a curated record. Lineage: Eukaryota; Fungi; Ascomycota; Dothideomycetes; Pleosporales; Pleosporaceae. The coding region runs from base 1 to 1851 and encodes 616 amino acids. The transcript is spliced from 3 exons.